Molecule: messenger RNA, 2893 nt
Organism: Cololabis saira (Pacific saury)
Lineage: Eukaryota; Metazoa; Chordata; Actinopteri; Beloniformes; Belonidae
Product: solute carrier family 2, facilitated glucose transporter member 11-like
Exons: 1
Coding region: 131-1729 (532 amino acids)
Biological process (GO): monosaccharide transmembrane transport
Cellular component (GO): membrane
Molecular function (GO): hexose transmembrane transporter activity
Source: RefSeq, a predicted model, not a curated record
UAACCCCGGUGACAAGAGCACAGACAGUUUGAAUGCUCUUAUAGAAAUAGACAAGCUAAAAAAACAACAAUAGCCACGUUUAGGGGUGAUAGAUUAGAAGCUACAGGACACAGGGACAGCCAGAGUUCAGAUGAACUCCACAGGAAAACAGGAGACAGGAGAAACAAGCAAAGCCUCAGGAAGUGUUGGGACCCUUGCUCUGACUGUGUGCUCUGCUGCCAUUGGAGGCACCUUCCAGUACGGCUACAACAUCUCAAUCAUCAAUGCCCCCACCAGCUACAUCCAGGGCUUCAUCAAUGACACGUACCUGGAGCGUUGGGGUACUGGCCUUGACACCCCUCAGGUCACCCUGGUGUGGACCGUAAUUGUGUCAGCCUUCUCGCUGGGAGGUUUGUGUGGGGCCCUACUAGCUGGCCCUAUGGCGGUCAAGUUUGGUCGGAAGAAGUCUCUACUUUUCAACAACCUUUUCCUCUUUGUUGGUGCCGUGCUUGUGCUAACGUCCAAGGCGGCCAAAGCAUUUGAGCUGAUCAUUCUCGCUCGUUUUCUGGUGGGGAUAAAUGCAGGAGUCAGCAUGAAUGUCCAGCCGAUGUACUUCGGAGAAAGUGCUCCCAAACACCUCAGAGGUGCUGUGGCUUUUUCAUCUGCUGUUUUCACGGCAUUUGGGAUUUUCCUGGGUCAGGUAGUGGGGAUCACUGAGCUGCUGGGUACAGAGCCUCUAUGGCCCUACUUACUAGCUAGUAAUGCUUUGCCAGCAAUGAUCCAGCUGGUGACGCUACCCUGGUUCCCUGAAAGUCCCAGAUACCUUCUCAUCGACAGGGGGGAUAGGGAAGCAUGUGUCAAGGCUCUUGGAAGACUUCGUGGCGGGGAGGCUCCUGCCUUGGAGAUGGAGGAGAUGCUUCAGGAGCAGCAGGCAGCCUUAAAUUCAGGUUCUGUGGCUCCUGCCAAGACGCCUUGGACGCUGUUUAAGGAUCGUGACCUACGAUCCCAACUCAGGACGGUCAUGAUUGCCAGCAGCGCGAUGAUGCUUUGCGGAAAUGAUUCCUUCUACUUCUAUGCAUCCUACAUCUUUAUGGAAGCAGGAAUACCUCAGGAGAAAAUUCAAUAUGUCACUAUUGGAACAGGGGCAUCUGAGUUCAUUGCUUCUAUUCUGAGUAACCUCCUGAUCGAACGUGUGGGCCGCAGGUACCUUCUCAUCGGUGGGUACAGUCUAAUGACUUGUUGGGGUAUUGUCUUUACUGUAGCUCUUAGCCUUCAGAGCCGAGGUGUAGCAGGGAUGCCAUACCUCAGCAUGGCGUGCAUGUUCGUCUACAUCCUCAGCUUUGGCCUGGGCCCUGCAGGAGUAACGGGGAUCUUACCAGCUGAGAUCUUUGACCAAGCUUCUCGGCCCGCGGCAUACAUGGUCGCCGGCUCACUUAUGUGGAUCAGCCUGUUCUUGGUGGGGAUGCUGUUCCCCUUCAUUAUGAGCAGCCUAGGAAACUACUGCUUCCUGCCUUUCUUGAUUGUUUGUGUGGUCUCUGCUUUGGUUUUGGGGCUAACCUUGCCAGAGACAAAGGGCAAGAGUCUGGCUGAGAUAACAGCAGAGUUUGAUAGGAGAAAUGGAGGAAAAAAGGUGGAAAGGCCAGGUCGGCAGGCUGAUGAGCCUCUGAAUGAUCACUAUCAACCGGGUAAAGCGUGCUCUUUUACAACCCUCGCAUGUGAUCCUGACUCUGACCAGAAGAAUAGAGCUUGAAAGUUGACCUUGAAAAUAAGGAAAUGAACAGGCUGUGCCUUUGUUGUCCAUUUUAUGCAAUUUCAGUGUUUUAUGUAUAUGCAUACAGUAUUGAUAAAUGUGUAGAUGUGUCCUAUUUAUGAGAAGUGAUCUCUGUGGAACAGACGAUGUACAGUAGAUCUCAAGUGCACUGUACGUAGAAACGCAUGCUGACUGAAAUCCUAGCAUGUAACAGCUUCCUAACAGGAGUAGGACAAGAAAAGGAAAACCAUCAAUGAAACUCUCAAAUGUAUUUAUGUCGUUCCAAUAUCAAAGUGGUAGUCAAGAGGGCCAUUUGCCUUAAACUCAACCGGCCAACUUUUAUUAAAUAUUCAAGCUCUUUAAUGGCAUUGCCUGCAUUUGUAUAGCAGGUAAUCAUUGGAACCGCAUGUUUAAAGGAUUAUCCACUCUAAUUGAACGCUUCUGCCGUGGACAGAUAAGAAUGUUUAUUUACUGUGUAAUCUUUUGUCUAUCCAGCUCAGUGAUUAACGCUCUUCUCAUGCAGUUUUUCUUAAUUCAUCCAUCACUCUUGAGUAUAUGUCCAAUUUAACUAUUUUUUGUUCUACCUCUCUACUUUAUAUGCAUGAGGUUCAGUAGGACAUUUAUUUACACAGCAUAAAAGAACAAUGUGCUUUUUUUGCCCCCGCCCCCCCCUUUCCCAGAAUUAAUGAAGGCAAUGUCUCAAAAACGCCAGCAGAUGUCCUCAUUAACCUCACGCUAUCCACGGCUUGAAAAUGAGGUAAUGUCUCAUGGAAGUGAGCUGAACAUUUCACACCCAGACAAGGAGGACACCCUUAAGCCUGAACAGCUGGCACUUCAAGCCUUCUCUGGCACAUCUGUAUGUCCUUUCAUCCACCCUUGUUGCUUUCAUGCCUAGAACGACUCACACAUGACAUGAGGACGUUGACCCGUUAAUUCCCUUUUUGCUGCACCUGUCGGACUCUGCAAUGAAGCAAUAAGCUUUUUGUGAACGACAAUGUCUUUUUUCAAUGAAUUCUAAUGACAAUCCUCUGUGAAGGUAGAGAUUUAUCAGAAAUCACACUGUAUACUUCUCAGGUUAUAUAUUUAUUUUCGUGAUUGUUUAAAAUGUUGAUUAUUUAAAAAUCAUUGAAAAGUCCUGCUGCCUGUAUGCCAAAUAAAAUGAUG